Messenger RNA from Geodia barretti, 1111 nucleotides. NCBI's taxonomy places the organism in Eukaryota, Metazoa, Porifera, Demospongiae, Tetractinellida, Geodiidae. The record is from the annotation of a GenBank genome assembly.
CUUUGCACCCUGAUUUUGCACGCUGGUGCAGUGGUGACUUCGCCCACUCUUAUCUCCUUGAGGCCCUCCUGUAGAGCGACUCUGAGCGAGGUAGCCAUGUCGUGGGUCGUCCUCGAUGUGCUGGUGCACGUGAUCAAGCCCCUCUGCUUGACAGAGAUGGAGACUCGUACAGGUCCCCGUGGAGUAACAAAUACGACCCUCCCCUGUCUGAUGGGGCAGUCCCCAGCGACCGACUCCAGAGACUGGAGAUCGAGGCCAACCAGGCUUUUGACACUUACAGAGAAUUGUAUUUUGAGAGUGGCGUGUGCUCAGUCUACCUGUGGGACUUGGACCACGGCUUCGCCGGUGUCAUUCUCAUCAAGAAGGCCGGCGACACGGAGAAGAUCAAGGGAUGCUGGGACUCAAUCCACGUGGUGGAGGUCCAGGAAAGGCACAGGGUCGAAACGCCCACUACAAGCUGACGUCGACGGUGAUGCUGUGGCUCCAGACGAUCAGGCUGACUCUGGGACAAUCAACUCUGGAUCCCCACUCGCAGGCAGAGAGCGACCACGCCGUCUCAGACGCCAGCCCCCCACAUUGCCAACAUCGGGAGAAUGGUGGAGGUAGGUCACGUGACAGUCACAUGAUAUGGUGGACAGUGACCACACCCCCUCUCAUUCCCGCAGGACAUGGAGAACAAGAUGAGACAGACGUUGAACGAGAUCUAUUUCGGCAAGACAAAGGAUGUUCUUAAUGACCUCAGGUCUGUAGGAGACUUGAAACUGGCUAACAAACAGCGGCUGUUAGCAGCUGAACUGAAGGAACGGAUGCACGCGAGCUAAUUCCUCUACACGCGUGCAAAAUCCUCUGCCACGCGCGCUAGACGUUUAUUCUAGUUUUCAACACAUGACUAAUUAAUUGCACACUCUACAGCUAUCGUCCACUGUACAGUGUUAGACAGACCAGAGGCUGCCUGGCCGUCUGGGUUGAAUUUAGUGAUUUUCAAGCCGAUAACUUAUAGUUGGUGUUUCUUGUACACAUGUUUGUUGUUUACACUAAUUAUCAAUAUUGUGUACUGCGUGUUCUUAGAGAUUUCCUAUAAAUUUGAUAUAAUUAUAUGUGGGAAGUUAUA